Penicillium samsonianum is the source of this 831-nucleotide messenger RNA. RefSeq lists its product as uncharacterized. NCBI's taxonomy places the organism in Eukaryota, Fungi, Ascomycota, Eurotiomycetes, Eurotiales, Aspergillaceae. The record is from RefSeq and is a predicted model, not a curated record. Gene Ontology annotation, cellular component: cytoplasm. Gene Ontology annotation, molecular function: carboxylic ester hydrolase activity; palmitoyl-(protein) hydrolase activity. Gene Ontology annotation, biological process: protein depalmitoylation. Bases 1 to 831 code for a protein of 276 amino acids. The transcript has a single exon.
AUGGAAUUCCCUAAACCUCACAUCCAUCCUCCCCAAGCCCCCCACGCCCACACCCACACGGUUAUCCUAUUACAUGGUCGCGGCAGUGAUGGCCCCGAGUUCGCCGAUGAGCUUUUCUCAUCUUCAACCUCGAAAGGCAAAAACCUGCCCUCCUGUCUACCCUCCUAUCGCUGGGUCUUUCCAACCUCACGCGACCGGUGGAGCACUACAUUCGAAGAGGAGAUGUGCACCUGGUUUGACGCCUACUCUUUAGGCAAUAUCCAGGAACGACAGGAAUUACAGAAAGAUGGAAUAAGAGAGUCAGUCUUACACAUUUUCGAUAUUCUCGAGAAGGAAGCUCGACUGCUAGAUGGGCGACUUUCCCACAUCUAUCUUGGAGGUAUGAGCCAGGGCAUGGCAACUGCCUUGUGGGCGUUCUUGUCUGCAACUGCGACGGGCCGAAUCCAAGGACCACUAGGUGGUCUUCUAGGCUUUUGUGGUUGGCUGCCAUUCGCACAGCAGCUAGAGCAGUUGCUAUCCGAGCCAUCCCUUAGUCCUGGCAGCUCUCAGGCACAGAGUCUAAUAACUGGGUUCUUCUUUGAUGAGAUUGCGGGGGAGAUUUCGCGCUCUGAUCAGUUUGUCGACAGUUCUAUUUUAUCUACACCUGUUUUUCUAAGCCAUGGAUCAGACGAUCCAUGGGUAUCUGUGGACCUUGGACGGCAGGCAUGCCAAGUUCUACGCAGGAUUAUGGUACACGUCGACUGGCAGGAGUUCACUGGCGCAGAGGGUGACGGUCACUGGGUUAAGGAACCUGAGGGCUUUGACCAUAUCCUCAAGUUCCUUCAAGGUUGA